Molecule: messenger RNA, 1488 nt
Organism: Penicillium maclennaniae
Lineage: Eukaryota; Fungi; Ascomycota; Eurotiomycetes; Eurotiales; Aspergillaceae
Exons: 1
Coding region: 1-1488 (495 amino acids)
Biological process (GO): regulation of DNA-templated transcription
Cellular component (GO): nucleus
Molecular function (GO): zinc ion binding
Source: RefSeq, a predicted model, not a curated record
AUGUCUGACCUCACAACCUGGGCUACGCCUCGGCUGAGCCAGCUGCUCCCGCUGGAUGAAGAAUCAUUAAAGCAAGUCAUCGAAUACUCGGCCAGUCUUUCGAAAGAGGCCUGUGCCGAGAACUUGAAAAGCCUGGUUGGCGAUUCCCCCGCAGCUCUCGACUUUAUCGCCUCAUUUAAUGCCCGUCGCGACCCCCGCCCGCGCGCCACAUCUACACGAACCGACACCGCUAGCGAAAGAUCGAAAGGGAGGAAUAAAAAGGAGAAGAAGUCACUACACAAUGCUGGCCCGCCGCGUCGACCAGACAAUUACGGUGACGUAGGAGGUGGCUACAUGAAGUCCAGAGCGGAGGAGGACUACAUGUCCGCCAGCAAGUCGAUCUUCAAUACUCCCAACCUGCCUGUACCUGGGACCUCUGCAUCAUCUCGCCCGCAGCCAUCCCCGGCCCCGGCUUCAGCCAUCUCGAAACCGCCUCCGUCUGCUUCCGGGCCUGUCCUUUCCGAUAUGCUGCCAAAUGUGCGAUCCAAGACGAGCAAGCAGAAACAAGGCGGAGGCACAGUAGGUUCCUCAAAGGGUGGUGCAGCCCUCACAACCAACAACAUCUCCGACUUGACGGCCGCAAUUGCAGCAUUGGAACUUUCGACCAACCCCACCAAGAGCACUGAAAAACGGAAAUGUAACUGCUACGCUUCAAUUCAUCCGCUAUUCGACCCAGCCCCCAAUUGCGUCAAAUGCGGCAAAAUUAUCUGUUCCCUCGAAGGCUUACAACCGUGCUCGUUCUGCGGCACACCACUCCUCUCACCCGAAGAAGUACAGGAUAUGAUUAGAGAGCUACGAGAGGAGCGCGGUCAGGAGAAGAUGCGAGCUCAUAAUGAAGGUGUUCACCAUCAAGGAGGGCCGAAACCCACAGGAUUCGGGUCCUCUUCUCCAGACAAGCUCGACGCAGCUAGAGCCCAUCGAGACAAGCUGCUCCAGUUCCAAGCACAGAACGCUCGUCGGACCAGGGUCGUUGAUGAGGCAGCCGACUUCGAGACCCCGAAUGUCGCCUCAACGAUAUGGAUGAGUCCGGCACAGCGAGCACUAGCACUGAAGAAGCAGCAGCGCAUACAACGCGAGAUGGAAGAGAAAGCUCGCCCAGAUUGGGAGAAGAAGAAGACUGUGAUGAGCCUUGAUAUCAAAGGCGGCAAAGUGCGGAAAGUGUAUCAAUCCGCACCGGUGGAGUUCACACCAGAGCCUCAUGAGGCGGACUCGAUGAAUGUCGAUGACUCCGAGGAAGCUCCGGCAUCGAGGGGAGGUCAUGCCUUCAGUCGCAACCCUCUUCUUGCUGCAGGCGGGUUGAUGCGUCCAGUCUGGAAGGCCCCAACCGGCAAAAGCGUAGACGGAGCCGAGCGAGCGGAAAGGAAGCAAACAUGGAGACGCGUGCAGGAUGAUAAUGACGACAACGAGCAGUGGAUUUUAGAUGGUGGAUUGCAUGGAAACAACACAUAG